Fukomys damarensis (Damara mole-rat) is the source of this 348-nucleotide messenger RNA. RefSeq names its product parathyroid hormone (gene Pth). NCBI's taxonomy places the organism in Eukaryota, Metazoa, Chordata, Mammalia, Rodentia, Bathyergidae. Gene Ontology annotation, molecular function: parathyroid hormone receptor binding; hormone activity. Gene Ontology annotation, cellular component: extracellular region. The transcript has 2 exons. The coding region runs from base 1 to 348 and encodes 115 amino acids. The record is from RefSeq and is a predicted model, not a curated record. Gene Ontology annotation, biological process: cell-cell signaling; intracellular calcium ion homeostasis.
AUGAUGUCUGCAAAAGACAUGGCUAAAGUCGUGAUUGUCAUGCUUGCGAUUUGUUUUCUUACAAAAACGGAUGGGAAACCUAUUAAGAAGAGAUCUGUGAGCGAGAUACAGCUCAUGCACAACAUGAGCAAACAUCUGGCCACCAAGGCGAGGGUGGAGUGGCUGCUUAAGAAGCUACAAGAAGCACACAAUUUCAUUAGCCUCGGAAGCUCACUCACCAAUAAAGAAGAUGGCUCUCAGAGGCCCUUCAAGAAGGAGGACAAUGUCCUUGUUGACAACUAUCAAAAAAGUCUUGGAGAAGCAGACAAAGCUGAUGUGGAUGUAUUAAUUAAAGCUAAAUCCCAGUGA